GAAGGAUGUUGGCGCACAAGACUGAAGCGGCGCACUUUGGGCGAACGCGGCUGGCGGUAAACGUAUUGGUGUGUUUUCUGUUGAGGGACAGUCAUGUUUCUCCAGUAUUACCUCAACGAGCAGGGCGAUCGCGUCUAUACUCUAAAGAAAUUUGACCCCAUGGGACAACAGACUUGCUCUGCCCAUCCUGCUCGGUUCUCCCCAGAUGACAAAUACUCAAGACACCGAAUCACCAUCAAGAAACGCUUCAAGGUGCUCAUGACCCAGCAACCGCGACCUGUCCUCUGAGGGCUUGUUAAUCUCUUGUGUUACUCGUCCCCCGGCCGAUUAUCAGCAACCAAACACUUCAUUCCGUGAGCCUGGAAGCCUUCCCAUGCUGUUUAGAAUCCCCUCUCACUCACUAAAGUCUGUGGUGAUGGGCAUCGCCCGUAAAAGGAACGACUUUUUUUCCAUGUUUUGAUUUACUGCCCGGUUAUUAAAGAUACAAUGACUUGAAAGUUCGUUUUGUGUGUUUUUGGAAGAAAAGAUGGGGGAAAGGAUAGUACCGCUGCUGGUACAAGGCCACUUGUAAAUCCUCAUUGUAGCAGUAGAGCUGGGCUAUCAAUGAUAGGUUGUUGAGGAAGAAAGACUGUGAAAGACUCCUACAAAGGUCAGCAUUCACUGGAAAAAUACUCUACUGUCUAAUCGUGUCCCCUUUAAAAUAUAUUCCGAAUUCUUCAAAGAUAAAAAAUGUAUGUGUGUAUUAGUAUUUUACCGACGUAUAUCUAAGCAUAUGUGUCCUGGUAACCACUAAGGCCAGAAGAGGGAGUCAGAUCCCUGGUGACUAGAGUUAGACAGUGAGUGACAGCCAGCCUUUAU
This is a messenger RNA of Rattus norvegicus (Norway rat), 858 nucleotides long. It is a transcript of the gene Nop10, whose product is annotated as NOP10 ribonucleoprotein. The record is from RefSeq and is marked provisional. Gene Ontology annotation, cellular component: nuclear body; telomerase holoenzyme complex; box H/ACA telomerase RNP complex. Lineage: Eukaryota; Metazoa; Chordata; Mammalia; Rodentia; Muridae. Gene Ontology annotation, molecular function: snoRNA binding; telomerase RNA binding; box H/ACA snoRNA binding. The coding region runs from base 94 to 288 and encodes 64 amino acids. The transcript is spliced from 2 exons. Gene Ontology annotation, biological process: telomere maintenance via telomerase; pseudouridine synthesis; ribosome biogenesis.